This is a messenger RNA of Nicotiana attenuata, 2120 nucleotides long. Its product is annotated as probable protein S-acyltransferase 23. Lineage: Eukaryota; Viridiplantae; Streptophyta; Magnoliopsida; Solanales; Solanaceae. The record is from RefSeq and is a predicted model, not a curated record. Gene Ontology annotation, cellular component: Golgi membrane. Gene Ontology annotation, molecular function: palmitoyltransferase activity; protein binding. Bases 199 to 1827 code for a protein of 542 amino acids. Gene Ontology annotation, biological process: protein palmitoylation. The transcript has 13 exons.
UAAUGAUGCAACAAAUUACAAAUAAUCUACUCCAGCAGCAGCCGUAGAGUAAUAAACAUACUGACUAAUCCAGGCGCCUGAAUACUGUGCUUUAAAUGAAAUCCACCCUCCAGUAAAUGCAAAAAAAAGUGCACAGCAACAGAAUGAACUAACUACCCUCAACAACACUUCGAUCCAGAAUUUUGAAUUACCAGAUCAAUGCCUUCUUCAGAAAUCGAAAUCGUAUCCGACUCCAGCGAUCAACAGAAUUCGGGUUUUCAAAACCCUAACGAACCAGCCAUAAUUGAUGUUUACUCUGCUGCCGCUUACGGAAAUUUUGACAAACUCCGAAAGUUUGUUGAAAUUGACGGCGUUUCCGUUUACCAGCCCGACGGCAACGGAUAUUACGCGCUUCAAUGGGCUGCUCUCAACAAUUUCGUUGAUAUUGUCCAAUAUAUCAUCGAGCACGGAGGCAAUGUCCAUGCGACCGACAAUGCGGGGCAGACUGCAUUGCAUUGGGCAGCAGUGCGGGGCUCAAUUGCUGCUGCUGAUGUGUUGUUGCAGAAUGGUGCGCGGGUUGAGGCUGCUGAUGUUAAUGGCUAUCGGGCAGUUCAUGUUGCAGCUCAGUAUGGUCAAACAGCUUUUCUAAAUCACAUUGUUGCAAAGUAUCACGCUGACCUUAAUGUACCAGAUAAUGAUGGGAGGAGCCCUCUUCACUGGGCUGCAUACAAGGGAUUUGGUGAUACAAUUAGGUUACUUCUAUUCAGAGAUGCUUUUCAAGGGAGACAAGAUAAAGAUGGUUGCACUCCUUUGCAUUGGGCAGCAUUAAGAGGAAACGCAGAGGCUUGCACUUUACUUGUACAUGCAGGCACAAAGGAAGACUUAACAGUCAAAGAUAAGGCUGGAUUUACUCCUGCAGAGCUUGCAUCUGAUAAAGGUCAUCGGCAAAUAGCACUUAUACUUUCUAAUGCCCAAAGGUCACAGAGAAAGCAGUGGAAAGACAAGGUUUUCCCUGCUAAAAUGGGGGGAAAAGGCUACGCUCCAAUUCUAUUUUCUGUUGUUGUUGUCAAUGUCAUUCUCUUUAUCAGUUCAGUACUCUUUGCUUCUGGUCUUACAAAAGUUACUGCUGUUGUUGCACUUUGGGGGUGGACUGCUGUUUCCCUGGCAGUUGCUGCGCUCCUAAUGUUAGUGCGUUGCAGUAGUAAAGAUCCAGGUUACAUCAAGACGGGGGUCACUGGUCAACCUGAUGCUCAGGAUCCACUAUUGAAUAUUGAUCUGAACAAUACUUCCAGUUGGACUGGGAACUGGUCUCAGCUUUGUCCCACCUGCAAGAUCAUACGACCUGUUCGGUCAAAACACUGUCCUACUUGCAACCGCUGUGUUGAACAAUUUGAUCAUCAUUGCCCCUGGGUCUCAAAUUGUGUGGGGAAGAGGAAUAAGCGGGACUUCUUCGUUUUCCUUUGCAUGGGUUCUUUGACAUCUAUAAUUGGUGCUGCAGUAGCCGUCGAAAGAAUUUGGACAUCAGUACCAUCAAUGGUAGAUGGUGGAUCGUGGUUACAUCAUGUUGUAUUUGCGUAUCCCGGUGUAAUCGCUUUUCUGUUCAUGGAUGGGGUUAUUCUGAUUGCUGCUGUAACUCUGUGUGUAGUACAGAUAUCCCAGAUAGCUCGAAAUAUUACAACCAAUGAAAUGGCGAAUGCUAUUAGAUAUGGGUAUCUUCGUGGUCCAGAUGGGAGGUUCCGGAAUCCUUAUAACCAUGGAUGUCGAAAGAAUUGCUCUGAUUUCCUUAUCAAUGGUUACACAAAUGAUGAUGAGAUCGCAUGGCCACCUCUGCAGCACGUUGCAAGAUAGCAGCAAGGGUCUGUGGAUGCUAAAGGAUGCAUAUAUUUUCCAGAUGAGCUCUUCAGUGUUUGUAAAAGAAUGCGAGGUGCUAAGGUAUAUUUACAUUCACAUUGUAAAAAAAGGAUCAUCCCACAGUAUUAUAGGAAAAUUUAAUCCGUAACUCUUGCUGCAUUGAAAUUGAUACUGUUCUCUGUACAUCUUCAUGUAUCAAAUGUUCGAGUGAUGAGAAGAUUUUUCGACAAUUAACGGAAGGAGUGAAAGACGAAUGAGUUCAGUAUUAUCAAGGAGAAACUUUACUGUAA